This is a messenger RNA of Crotalus tigris (Tiger rattlesnake), 2343 nucleotides long. It is a transcript of the gene HRH1, whose product is annotated as histamine receptor H1. Gene Ontology annotation, cellular component: dendrite; membrane. Bases 885 to 2342 code for a protein of 485 amino acids. The record is from RefSeq and is a predicted model, not a curated record. Gene Ontology annotation, biological process: regulation of vascular permeability; G protein-coupled receptor signaling pathway, coupled to cyclic nucleotide second messenger; chemical synaptic transmission. The transcript has 2 exons. Gene Ontology annotation, molecular function: neurotransmitter receptor activity; histamine receptor activity; G protein-coupled serotonin receptor activity. NCBI's taxonomy places the organism in Eukaryota, Metazoa, Chordata, Lepidosauria, Squamata, Viperidae.
UUCAGCGCGGUGAGAGGAUGAGGCAAUCGCAGAAUACAUUUUAUUUCCAUGAGGGCUGAGAUCAGUUCUUUCGAAAAGAGAGGGGAAUUGGUUAGGAAAGGGACGGUGAGCUCAUUUAGCUGAAGCGUGGGCGUUGGGGUGGCCGGGAAAGAAAGACGGGAUUAAUCGACGCCGAAGGUGGUCAGAGGUGGAAGAACUGCUCCUCCUUGGAGUGCGCAGGCACUUCGGGAGCCGCUGCCCUCAGUGCCCAACCGCGCCACUUUCUCACUUCGGAAAAGCAGCGCGUGGUUGAAAACUCAACAGCUCUCCCUCCUGAAGCAAAGCCAAGGGUCGUUUCAUUGGAGGCAUUUGGGGCCAUCUCGAUGCCGGCUCAGCCUCCGAGGUGAGACUCCGAGAGAAACUCCUGCACUUUCGAAGAAAACUUUUCCUCUCUGGAAGCGGCUGAGUUGCCAGGCGAGCAGCCCGGCUACUAGCUAGCGCACCUCUGGGCGGACGGAGGUGAGCCCUGCCUGGCAGCUAAAGAGAAGCUUCCAGACCCAUCAACCGAGCCUUGGAGACUGGGGGGGGGGGGAUGCCUCGCUCAGGGCCACGGGAUUCUCGGUCUCCCUCCGCUCCUAAGAGCCCGACUGAAGCAGGACUGACGGGUACCUCGCCCUUGACUUGGCGCCUGCAAACCUCUUCGCCUGUUCUUCUUCUCAACACUGCCGAGCUUCUGGAAACCUUCUGCGUCAUCCGGGGACACGCUUCAUCUCUCCUUCAGUGCCAGAUUGAUCAAAGACAUCAAAGAAACUGACCCAACAGUUCGCCAGACAAGACUGAACUUCUGAAGAGGGGGUUUUUUUUUUUUUUUUUUUGGUCUUUUUUCAUUGAGCUUGAGCCAAAGGAUGUGUCUGGUAGACAGAAGCACAAACAGGAAUUCUACAGAGAUGCAACCUGUUCUAGGACUAUUCUUGGGAACCAUCUCACUGAUUACAGUGGUUAUGAAUAUUUUGGUCCUAUAUGCUGUGAAAACAGAAAAGAAACUACAGACAGUUGGCAAUCUUUAUAUUGUCAGUCUUUCAUGUGCAGAUGUUGUGGUUGGUGCAGCUGUGAUGCCACUAAACAUUGUAUACUUGUUGAAGGAUAAGUGGAUUUUGACUAGAGAAGCUUGCUUGUUUUGGCUAUCAAUGGAUUACGUAGCCAGCACAGCUUCUAUAUUCAGCCUUUUCAUACUCUGUGUAGAUCGCUACCGUUCAGUCCAACAGCCUUUAAAAUAUCUCAAGUAUAGGACCAAAACUAGAGCCUCAGUCAUGAUUUCAAUAGCUUGGCUGCUGUCUUUCCUGUGGGUGAUUCCCAUACUUGGCUGGCGUAAAUUUACAGAUCACAGUACUAUGACAAUUAAUAAUAGAACUUAUGAUGAAAAACUGUGUGAAACAGAUUUUUGUAGAACCACUUGGUUUAAAGUCUUGACAGCCACAAUCAACUUCUAUGUACCAUCAUUGCUGAUGCUGUGGUUCUAUGCAAACAUUUACAGGGCUGUCUGCAAGCAUUAUCAGCAUCGGCAGCUCAUAAAUGGAUUAUACAGAUAUAACUCUAAUAACACGAUUGUGCAUAAUGGAAAGAUUCCGGAAAUGCAAAAGAUUUGUUCCCAACGUUCAAAUAAAGACCGAGGAUUUUCUUUCAGUGCAAAUGAUAGCCUUGAGCACAACAAAAUAAGGGAAGCUAAACUUCCAUUAGGCAGCUUCGUUAAAAUUUCGAAGGAUUUUCCCAAAGGAAGUGACCAUGAAGUAAUAAAACUUAACUGUUUCCCUCUAGCUAUAAUGCAGAAAGAUUUUGAGCUGGGCAAUACAAAGGGAAAAUAUGCCUGUGUCAGUAACAGUGCUGAAAAUAUAAAAAAUCCUAUCUCCCAGUUAGGCAAAAUAUCACAUAGGCAGAGUUUUGCAGGAGGAUCAUUGCCUAGAAUCCACUCAGAUCCCUCCCUAAAACAAAAUUCUCAUCCUGAGCAACUUUUUCCUCAGAGGUGUUCUAACGGAGGAGAUCCUCUCAGUCUCCGUUACCUGAAAGAGACAUGGGGAAAGCUACGUACUCAUUCUGUUUGCCAGAGUCAAAAGCUGCACGUGAACAGGGACAGAAAGGCUGCCAAACAAUUAGGUGUCAUAAUGGCAGUUUUCAUGCUAUGUUGGAUACCAUAUUUUGUAUUGUUUAUGGUCAUGGCCUUUUGUGAAAUAUGCUAUAACCGUCCUUUUCACAUGUUUACAAUUUGGCUUGGCUAUGUGAAUUCUACAUUGAAUCCAUUUAUAUAUCCACUCUGUAAUGAAAACUUCAAAAAGGCUUUCAAAAAGAUAUUUCAUAUUAAAAUUUAAA